AAAGCCACGUCCUAAUUCUCGACGGAUGCUCUUACACACCAUGUCGAUUGCCUGCUGCCUCAUAUGGGUCUAUACGCGGUGACGACGACUGUGCUUUGCUACAAUGUUGGAAGAAGAUAGCACAGCGUAAUACGAAUAGAUAACGGUACCUCUCCGUAGUGAGGAAGGAGAUGGUCAUGAUGUGCACGUGAAGCCGAUGAAGCCCGAAUCAGUAUCGCGAAAGCUGCAGGGAGGUUUGCUUGUGGACGAUCGUUUCUUCGAGAUUUUGAGGAAUAUUUGCUAAAGGCUAUUUCUGUGAAACCACGACUCUGUCCGUAAGACUGCUUCGAAUCGGCUUCGUCGCGACCUUAACAUUGUGAUAAUGGACAGAACAAGACUUGCAUUUGUCACGGCUGCCGCCGUAGGCGCCGGCACGGCAGUUUUCUUUGUCUGGUGGUGGUGGACUAAAAAACAGAAGCCUCAGCCACCAUCAAAAUGGCGAAAGGUCGGAGAACUGAGCGAUAUAAUGGUGUUCCCGAUUAAAUCACUCGCCCCAAUUCGCAUGACGGAAAUGGAAUGCACGAUAUUGGGUCUGAAAUCGGGUUGGUUGAGGGAUCGUACGUUGCUGGUCAUCGAUCUCGAAGGGCGAUUUAUCACCGGCAGACAGUUACCCAAAAUGGUCAAUAUAUCGCCCGAAUUUUCUGGUUCCGUAUUGACGCUUCGCGCUCCGGGCAUGAUGUCGAUAUCGAUAGAUCUCGCUCAGCUUCGCGGUAAAGGUUUUCGGGUCGCUGUUUGGGGUCAAGCGGUACCGGCGCGCGAUUGUGGUGAAGAAGUUGCUCGAUGGCUGUCACGCUAUGUUCUUCAGGAGGAUGCCGGUCUUAGGUUGGUCUACUAUCCAUUAGAUCGACCAGUGAGAGGCGUGAGAGAAAGAGAUAAAAAAUACUUUUCUUUAACAGUGACAGAUACCGGAGCCUAUCCAGAUGAAACAAGUUACAGUCUCAUAAACCAAGCUUCGGUAACAGAUCUUAAUAGCCGACUGGAUGAACCUAUUACCCCGCAGCAAUUUCGCAUGAAUUUCGUGGUCAAGGGUGCCACUGCUUACGAGGAAGAUAAAUGGGAUUGGGUGAAAAUCGGAAACGUGAUUAUGAGAAAUGUUAGACCAUGUACAAGAUGCAUUUUCACUACUAUAAAUCCAGAAACUGGAACGAAAAGUAGCACAGUCGAACCUUUGAAGACUUUAAAAAGUUACAGACAAAUAACUGAUCCACAAAUUCGACCCGCAACUGGCGACAGUCCAGUUAUGGGAAUUCAUCUUGGUCUACGAGGAUCAAAUGGGAUAGUUCGUUUAGGCGAUCCGAUUUACGUGGGUAUCCCGGAGGAGACAACAGCGCCGUCUUUGACUUCACCAUCAUAGCUAUACCGUUGGGACUCCUGCGAGGUUUUCGAACACGAACAAGGCAUCGGACUUGAUGGUCGAGAGCAACAAAGCAUGAAAAGCGGAGUCCAGAAUUAGCAACGAGAUAUGUAAAGAGACACACUUGUGUUAUGUGCAUGAUUCUGCAUGUAAAAUAUUUUUGAUUAAGAAUAUACGAUUGAGAUCUUUCUUUCACACAAUCAGUGGUAAAAAAAAUAUAAUAUUAAAAUAUAAAAAUAUAAAACUACGAAUGUACUUACUGAUGUAUAAUCGUUAUCUUACAAAAUAGUAAAUUUUGUACUAUGAGAAUCUUUAAAAUUAACAACGAUGCAGGAUUAAAUAAUCCUAAAUUUGUAAGCGAUUCAGAUCUUUUUAAUUUUUGUGUCAUGGAAUUGCGAUAGUAGCCUAAAUUCUUGUUCGGUGCGUCCGGGCAUCGCGGCAGCUGUGCUGCUCUUUUGGGGCAAGAGUAUAGACGUAGUGGGGGCCCCUUUCGCUUCUGCAUUUAACUGCCCACUCUUGGAGAGGCAUAUAGGGGAUAAGAUUCGAACGGAUUCGAACAUGAGAUCUGUCGAUUUUAUCGGUUAGUGAUUUCUACACGAAGCCACGUAUCACCCCAGUAGUCUAAAUAUUGUAGCCUAAAAAUUUGUAAAAAUAUAUUUUGCUAUAUUGUUAAAAAAUUAAAAAAAGAUAUUAACCUCUUGAAUAUAUCAUUUACCUAAAAUUUAUUUUUUAUUUUAGAAUAGAAAUUUAAUUUUUUAUCUUAGAAUAGAAACAAAUUUAAGUUUAUUUCGCAAUACAAAAAUGGUAGAGUUUUUUGUAAAUGAUGGUAAAUUUUUAAAAGAUUUUUGUAGAUAUACCAUUGUGAUACUUGUAAUUAAUAUUUUUUUUAAUAUGCAUCAUCAAAUGUUCAUAUUGUAUACAAUUUUAAAAUGAACUUUAAGAAUAAUUCACGUAAUUCGUAUAUAUUACAAAGUACUGUUUUUACAUGUUCCUGCUGCGCUUGGUUAAUUUUUAAAUUUUAUAACAUUUUAGUGCAAAUUUAAUUCGCAAAAAUGUA
Molecule: messenger RNA, 2450 nt
Organism: Formica exsecta
Lineage: Eukaryota; Metazoa; Arthropoda; Insecta; Hymenoptera; Formicidae
Gene: Marc
Product: mitochondrial amidoxime-reducing component 1
Exons: 5
Coding region: 362-1393 (343 amino acids)
Molecular function (GO): molybdenum ion binding; pyridoxal phosphate binding; catalytic activity
Source: RefSeq, a predicted model, not a curated record